This is a messenger RNA of Aphanomyces astaci, 1833 nucleotides long. RefSeq lists its product as hypothetical. The transcript has 6 exons. Lineage: Eukaryota; Oomycota; Saprolegniomycetes; Saprolegniales; Verrucalvaceae. The coding region runs from base 1 to 1833 and encodes 610 amino acids. The record is from RefSeq and is a predicted model, not a curated record.
AUGCACAGCGCAUCGUAUUUGGGGGCCGUGCAGUCUGCAAAGAUGUUUAUGACCCUUGUUCCAGGGCACUUGUACCUGCUCCCAAGCAGUAGCAGUGGAAUGCUGAAGCUGUCAUUCAAAGGAAAGUCUGCCCACGUAUUUCGUGCCUUGUUUGUAUUUCAAGACCCCUCCACGCAUGAAGUGUAUUAUUGCACGCGGUGCUACAACAACGGCCGAUACAUUGUUGCUAAGGCGCUGUUCGAGGGUCGAAUGCCGUUUUCGAGCUACCGCGAGUUCGAGUCUCUUUGUACUGACAGCGAUUGCUACCACGUGCGCCAGGCACUCGACGUUGCGGAUGUUGUCCAGUACGACAGCGAAUGGUGCUCACCCCCCGCUGUGUUUGAAAAAGAAGCACAUACAAUUGAAGACAAGGAUAUAAUCCCAACCACCCCUCAAGCUAUUUCGCUUGUAAAAUCGACUCGAGGGUUUGACUUGCUGGAGUUCAUGCCCGACAACUACUGCGUGCCUGCCAACGCCGCUGUGGCUUGUCCAUGUGGUUUGCCGUUUGCGUUAUCAGGCACUUGGAUUACUAGCCCUAUUGCAGUGUUUGGAAUGACGUGCCAAAAAGUUGCUAAGGUGCAGAUUGUACUCUGCGAAGGCGACGGAUGCACGAAACAGUAUUGUGGAAGUGGAGCCCAGCAAGGGAUCGUCCGAAUCACUCCGAGCACUUACUUCGACAUUGACCUGUGCAGCUUCAUACGCUUGAGCUUGAUGGACGGGCCGACCUCACUUCGAGGAGUCUGGCGCACUUUGACAUCGUUCUACGCAACUAUUAGCGAAGUGUUUUGUCCUUGGACAACAUUUCUUCAUGGAUGCUGGAAAGUGCUGUCCAGGGUGAAUUUAGACUUGCACGAGGGUAUGAAUUGCCCCCAUUGCGGCUCUAUAGACACGGCACCUAUCCUAAUUGGUGAUGGCACCAAGCUGGCAUGUCGUGCUGACCUUGCCGGAGGGGCGCCAAGUUACCCGACUAGCCCUGACGUGGGUACCGAAGUUACUAUAUCUGAUCGAUUGGCGAUCCGAAGCAAGCCUGCCCGCGACCUUUUGCGUCACUUUGUCGGCUAUCCCAAGUCGGUGAAAUCGAUGUCGGCCAACCAACACUCCCAGCUUCUGGCACUACUACACUCCGACAGUGCAACCAUUUUUCUCUACGGUCUGGUCAAGCAGUUAAUUGACCUGUCUGGUGCCACGGGAUUGUGUGACCCGGUGUGGGUAGAUUUCCUGUACGAUUUGUCCUCAACAUCUGUCGUCCCGAACGGCCUUAUUCACGAGCCUGAGACUGCCAUGCUUAUCCUCGCCCAACUGGCUAACCAUCAUUGCCUCAACAUUGACGAUGCCGUCACUUUGCAGGGCUUAAUGCCAACGCUUUUUAAGGCUUUGCAAACCUCACAGCUCCUUCGCAAUGCAAACCAUGUUAUGUGGCGGAGCCUUUCCCCUGUGCUUUUGCAAUUUGUGGAGAUGUGCGACUAUAUGUCACGAAUUCCAGCACAUGAAAAGGAGGCCAAUAAUGUGCAAUUUGCGGAACCUACAGUUGGUGACGAUGACUUGUCGUCGUGCUUUCCUGGCGCCCCAUGUGUACGACCGCUGCGCCAGUACUCUCGAAAACCGCGAGAUAAAAUCUGCACCAAACUAGCACUUGGCUCGAAGUACCAACUUCCAGGGAGCUGUGGCUACAUGGCCAAGGGCAAUUUCAUGCUGUACACGAAGCAUUACAUGACCAACAUUAACAAAGGACGUUUGGUGAGUAUUAAAAAUGCGGUAGCAACGAGAAGCAGCCAUGAAGCGGCCAUCGGGUAG